GAUAGGCUCGUCGUCGGCUCCAGAUUUUUUUUUCGUCUCGAGACCAAGGCCGAACUGGUCGCGAACACUCACCUUUUGAACGGCGCCUUUCUCAUAUUUGCCUCGGCGACAAACCCCCCUUGCCUUUCCGAACCGGUUCUCAGCAGCGCGCCGGCCGAAUCUGACAAGAGAAUCACCGCAAUAGCAAACUCCACAAGGCGCUGAUCGAUCGACUCGCCACCAUGCGCCCUCUCACAGAACAGGAGAGCAAGACGCUCUUCACCAAGCUGGCCAACUACACGGGCAGCUCGCUCAAGAACCUCAUUGCGCCGCUCGACGACUCGCCGAAUGCCGAUCGCUUCGUCUUUCGCCUCGUCAAGGAUCGCGUCUACUACGUUCGCCUGUCAAUCGCCAACCUGGCCACGUCUAUAGCGCGCGAGAAGCUACUGUCCCUGGGGACCUGCAUUGGCAAGUUUACCAAGACCGGCAAAUUCCGCCUGCAUAUUACCGCGCUCGAGAUCCUCUCCGAGCACGCCCGAUGGAAGGUCUGGGUGCGGCCCAACGGAGAGAUGCCGUUCCUGUACGGCGGCAACGUCGUCAAGGCGCACGUCGGGCGAUGGUCCGACGACUGCCCCGAGCACCAGGGAGUCGUCGUCUACAGCAUGAAUGAUACGCCUCUGGGCUUCGGCCUCACUGCGAGGAGCUCGGCCGAGGCGCGGCGGCUUGACCCGACGGGCAUAACCGUCUUCAGGCAGGCCGACUGCGGCGAGUACCUGCGCGACGAAGACAAUCUGUUUGCUACGACCUAGCUGGGGAGGCCUGUAUAGAAUUGACGGGAAUGGAUAUUCUGUCGGCGUUAGAAUCCGGGCUUUUUUUUUUUGGAACAUGGCAACGGCGUUGAUGGGCAAAACAAUUACGGGCAACUUACAGGGCAUGUGAAAUGGAAAAUUCGUCGGUUCACGUUGAUUCAUUUCUUCCAAUAAGGAACUGAUGCUGCCUCCUCGGCCUCGAGGACAAAAGGAAAAGAAAUAAACGCCUCUGAUCAACGUCCAUGCUAGUGCUCAAUGCAAAUCCCGGAUCGGUGUGACUGGGCGGCUCUCUGGCCUGAAGAAGCCAAUGUGCGACCGGUCAGCAACG
Purpureocillium takamizusanense is the source of this 1116-nucleotide messenger RNA. RefSeq names its product ribosome biosynthesis protein nip7 (gene NIP7). Gene Ontology annotation, molecular function: RNA binding. Lineage: Eukaryota; Fungi; Ascomycota; Sordariomycetes; Hypocreales; Ophiocordycipitaceae. Gene Ontology annotation, biological process: ribosome assembly; ribosomal large subunit biogenesis. The record is from RefSeq and is a predicted model, not a curated record. Gene Ontology annotation, cellular component: nucleus; preribosome, large subunit precursor; nucleolus. The coding region runs from base 222 to 788 and encodes 188 amino acids. The transcript is spliced from 2 exons.